Molecule: messenger RNA, 1101 nt
Organism: Trichobilharzia szidati
Lineage: Eukaryota; Metazoa; Platyhelminthes; Trematoda; Strigeidida; Schistosomatidae
Source: the annotation of a GenBank genome assembly
AAUUUAGUUCACGAUUUUGAAUUUUUCAUUUUCUACAAGUGCGUUUUGAUGAUUUGCUUGAAUUGGUGAAUGUCUAAUCUACUUCAAGAAGAUAAUCUGCAUCUUUCACAGUGUAUUCUAGCAGAGUUAAGUCAACAACUUUCACCAUAUGGUUUUGAUGCAUCUCCCUUUCUAUCCGGUUGGUAUAAUGCAGCUGUUAGUCCAAAACUUCAACUAGGCAAAGAUCUAACACCCUAUGCUGAUGAUUGUUUUUGCGUCUGUCUAAUCAGUAACCCGCAAAUGUUUGAAAAAACCUUUAUACCAACUAUCUGUGAAUGGUUUCAGCAGUCAGAAGGAGAUUCAUUUGAAGAAGUAUUAAAAGGUUUGAGAAGUAAAUUCACACGAUAUAAAUUCCUACCUGGUUCCAGUGAUCCGUUUGACUGGGCAGUAUUUAUCCGACUACAAAAAGUAUUAGAAAUGUGUAUUACAAAUAUCAAAAGUCACUUAUCUUCGAACCAGUUAGACAAGUUAAAUGGUGCAGAAUGGAUACCAGAUUAUGCGACGCGAUUUGUUACUCGAUUUCCGUAUGUUCAUGUACAGACAGCUGGUCACGUAUCAGGGAUGGCUUAUUUUCAUCAACCUAGCGAAAUGAUUAAACAACGUUCACGUGAACAAACAGGACGACCGUAUUGUGGUGUCAGCUUGCAUCCAAAAUAUGGUGGUUGGUUCGGAUUUCGUGGUAUUUACAUUUUUCCAAAUUUACGUUGUCCAAAUUUACCCAAAUCAACACCGCUAUCUUAUUUUACACCUUCAACAAAUAAUACUGGAUCGAAUUCGUCAUUGAAUAAUAAUAAUAAUAAUGACCAAUUAGAAUCUUUACUUUAUGAAUAUAAUGAAUGUUGGAGUGACAAUAAAUGGAGAGAUUAUAAAUUAUUCAAUGAUGAUGAUAAUGAUAAUAAUAACAAUUGUAAUCAUCGUUAUUCUAAUGAUGCUAUAUUGUAUUUUUCAACUGAACCAUCAGAACGUGUAAAAUUUGUUCAACAGAGGUUUUCACGCUAUUCAACUAAUGCUAUACCACCACCACCACCAGUAAUGUGUACUACUACUGGCAAGGAUUUAUAA